GGACGAAACUCGACCUAGACACGGACAACAAAAACAUCUACUACAAUCUCCAAGGACUGACAGACAUCUUGCUGAAAAUUAUCGGUAAUUUUCUUUGAAAACAUGUUUGUUUUUGCAGUUCAAGCAUAAUGGACAUCUCUAAAAUCAAGGAUGGAGAGUAUACUUCGUCAAUUUACUCCAUGAUUAAGGAUCAAAAAUUUGACGAUGCCAUUAAUUAUCUGUCACUGGAACUUGAAAACCAUCCAAAGUCUCGUGCCGCACUCUCUCUGUUGGGUUACUGUCAUUUUCAAGUUCAAAAUUUUGAAAAUGCUUCUGAAUGCUAUGAGCAGCUUGUCGAAACAAAUCCUGAAAUGGACGAAUAUAAACUUGCAUAUGCACAGUCUUUAUACAAGGCAUUCAAGUAUCCAGAAGCAACAAAGGCAACUUUUCAAAUCGAGAAUCCAGCUUAUAAAUCACAGGUUUUGAAACUACAAGCUGCUAUAAAAUAUGGCGAAGAGGAUUUGCAAGGAGCUAAGAGCAUGGUUGAACAAUGCCCAGGUGAUGAUCCUGAUGUUGAAAUAAACCUUGGCUGCUUACUGUAUAAGGAAGAACGUUACUCAGAAGCAUGUCAAAAGUUCACCACUGCAAUGAACAUUCUUGGUUAUCAGGCUGAUCUCUCGUAUAACAUUGCUUUAUGUUACUACAGUAUGAAGCAAUAUGCACCUGCCUUAAAGCAUAUUGCUGAUAUUAUUGAGAAGGGAAUUCGUGAACAUCCAGAGCUCAGUGUUGGCAUGACAACCGAAGGUAUCGAAGUCCGAAGUGUCGGUAACACUAAAGUCCUUCAUGAAACUGCUCUAGUUGAAGCGUUCAAUCUAAAGGCUGCAAUCGAAUAUCAAUUGAAAAACUAUGAGGCCGCACAAGAAGCUCUCACCGACAUGCCCCCAAGAUCUGAAAACGAGCUAGACGCGGUUACAUUGCACAAUCAAGCUCUCAUGAAUAUGGAAGCAAAUCCGACUGCGGGUUUCGAAAAGCUGCAAUUUCUUUUACAACAAAAUCCUUUUCCGCCAGAGACCUUCGGGAAUCUUUUGCUUUUGUAUAUAAAAUACCAGUAUUAUGAUUUGGCAGCAGAUGUCCUUGCCGAAAACGCUCACCUGACGUAUAAAUUUUUAACGCCUUACUUAUACGAGUUUUUGGAUGCUACAAUUACAAGACAGACAUCACCAGAAGAGGCUUUUCGAUGUUUCGAUGAAAUGGCUACGAAACAAACGGAACUACUUCGAAAAUUGACGAAACAGGUACAAGAAUCAAGACAAAAUCACGACGACGAUGCGGUUAAAAAAACUGUCAAUGAAUACGACGAGGCCUUAGAGAGGUAUAUUCCAAUAUUGAUGGCACAAGCAAAGAUUUACUGGGAUUUAGAAAACUACCCUCAAGUUGAAAAGAUAUUCCGAAAAUCAGUGGAAUUUUGUAACGAACAUGAAGUGUGGAAGCUGAAUGUUGCUCAUGUGCUUUUUAUGCAGGAAAAUAAAUACAAAGAAGCCAUUGGAUUUUACGAACCAAUUGUCAAGAAACAUUACGAUAAUAUUCUUACAGUGAGCGCCAUUGUUCUUGCCAAUCUCUGUGUGUCUUACAUUAUGACAAGUUGUAAUGAAGAGGCCGAAGAGUUGAUGAGAAAAAUUGAGAAAGAAGAGGAACAAGUUGCUUACGAUGACCCGGAUAAGAAAAUUUAUCAUCUUUGUAUCGUGAAUCUAGUCAUCGGGACUUUGUAUUGCAAAGGAAACUACGAAUUCGGAAUGUCCAGAAUUAUAAAAAGUGUUGAACCAUACGACAAAAAGCUUGGUACUGACACGUGGUAUUAUGCAAAAAGAUGUUUUAUCAGUCUUCUGGAAAACAUGGCCAAGCAUAUGAUAAUGUUGCGCGACAGUAUCACUCUGGAAAUUAUACAAUUUUUGGAGCAUUGUGAAGUCUAUGGUCGAAACAUACCCGCGUUGGUUGAGCAACCUUUGGAAGAGGAAAAAUUACAUCCCGGACGAAACACUGUCACUUACGAAGCUCGUUUGCUGAAAUGUUUAUUUCUGAAACUAAAAUAGAGCGUUGUCAUUAUAUGUUUGUAUGUAAUAUAAGCUAUUUAUUUUUUUCUGUCAUGUUUGAAUGAAAAGCUUUAUGAAAAAACUGUUCGUUAUUUUCAAUAUUUUGUUGCAGUUAUUAAACACCAUUUUGGGAUCUUUUGCAGCCCGGCUA
Molecule: messenger RNA, 2220 nt
Organism: Xenia sp. Carnegie-2017
Lineage: Eukaryota; Metazoa; Cnidaria; Anthozoa; Malacalcyonacea; Xeniidae
Product: tetratricopeptide repeat protein 30A-like
Biological process (GO): intraciliary transport
Cellular component (GO): axonemal microtubule; intraciliary transport particle B
Molecular function (GO): protein binding; intraciliary transport particle B binding
Source: RefSeq, a predicted model, not a curated record